GUCCAAUACUUAAUAAUUCAAAUGUUCACUACUGAUAAUAUUGUAUUUAUUUCAAAUAAAUAUAUAGUUGAAAAAUUUGAACAAUGUAUUACUGUUGCAUAUGUUAGUGUUCUUGACUCUAAAAACCCUAAUCAUGAAUUUAACCUCACUGAUGGUGUUGCUACUAAGUAUUUAGUGAAUAUUAUUGAUGCUGAUACAGAUAUUAAUUCAUCUCGUAAAAAUGUUCAAUGUCACGAAAAGGCAAAACAAUCAGAUGAUGAUGAGUUAGACAAAGGUGAAAUUUCUCAAGAAGAAAAUGAAGAGCAAGAAGAAAAUUAUUAA
Messenger RNA from Cetraspora pellucida, 321 nucleotides. Lineage: Eukaryota; Fungi; Glomeromycota; Glomeromycetes; Diversisporales; Gigasporaceae. The record is from the annotation of a GenBank genome assembly.